Messenger RNA from Schizophyllum commune H4-8, 1561 nucleotides. RefSeq lists its product as uncharacterized. The record is from RefSeq and is a predicted model, not a curated record. The coding region runs from base 55 to 1452 and encodes 465 amino acids. Gene Ontology annotation, molecular function: protein binding. Lineage: Eukaryota; Fungi; Basidiomycota; Agaricomycetes; Agaricales; Schizophyllaceae. The transcript is spliced from 2 exons.
CACGGCUUCCGUCCCACCUUUGUCGAGGACAGCCAGCGCUUUUACUUCCCGAGAAUGAGCCUCCGACACCCUAUGCGCCGCCUGCCCGUGGACGAACUCCUGGAGCGCGCGGCGUCUGUCGCGAACCUCGCGAUGCUGCGUACAUACGCCGAGCCAUCCCCCAUCCAGGUCGCCGCGAUCAACGAAUACACCCCCCUCCUGGAGUCUAAGCUGAAAUCCCUUCCCCCGCAUGAUGCCUUCACUCGAAAAAGGAUCCUGACACAACUGGACAUACACCGAUCCAUCCUCGCUCCCAUCCGCCGCCUUCCUAAAGAGCUCUUGAUAGAGAUCUUCUUUCUACUGGCGUACGAAUCAUCGCUUCGAACUCUGCAGGUCGCUGCCACCAUAGCAGGAGUCUGUGCUGUCUGGCGGGCAGUCGCGCACGGACUCACGAAGUUGUGGACAAAAUUGGUCGUCAAAUCAUUGCGCGACAUAGAACGAUACUGCCAACUAUUCCUUCCUCUAGCUAGGGAGAACUUACCAGAUCUGAGAUUCGACGAUCCCAUGAUCUUAGGGUCGCUGUGGGAUGGCAUCGAACCAUACGCCUCUACCUGGCGCUCCCUUUCGAUCGAGGGUCGUCUCAGCAUGCUUCCCGAUCUCAAAGUCCUCUAUAUGGAGAAUCUCGAGAGGCUGAUCGUCGACGCAUACGAUGCGCCUUCUUCCCAAGAUCUCAGCGCUCUUGAUUUCGUCGUCGCACCAUGCCUUCGCCAUGUCGCGCUGACCCUUGAUAACCUGCAAAGCGCCCGUCAGUUACACAUCCCCGUCACGCGGGCGCUCACGUCGUUGGAGAUUACCGCGGACUCUCCCUUCCCCGUGAAUCUUACUAUCCCUCUCUUGCAAGCGUGCGCGGAUACGCUGGAAUCGCUCACCCUCAAAGUUCGCCACCCCCUGGAAGGCCCCGAAGGCUCCUACCCGACGAGCGCCUCCACGACAUUCGUCAUGGGGGCUCUGACAUUCCUCAGCCUCGUUGAUCCCGCCUGCGCGCUUCUCAACCACGUCACCGCUCCCCUCCUCGACCAUCUCGUUCUCAGUAAUGUCCCAGCGUAUGGCUCGCGCUCGCUAUUGGGAUUCUUGGCGCGAAGUCAGGUCUCGCAAUGCUUACGCAUAUUCAGAGUCUACAUGGCGGAGGAACGAGAGCCAUCGGCAUGGAUCCCCUGCCUUCGACUCAUGGACAAACUCCGACAGUUGCACUUUGACGAUAUGCUGUCAAACGCAGAGUUUCUCGAGCAGUUGACCCUGCGCAAGGAUAGGCCUUCAUUGCUCCCUGCGCUGACAGGUAUCACCAUUGCCCACAUAUUCCACAGUCGCCCCGACUUGUAUGACGCUAUUGGCGAUAUGUGUGCGUCGAGGGAGGUGGAGACAGUUUACUGUGGGAGAAGAGCUUGGGCGCAAAUCGACUGGAUUCUGGACUGAAUGCGAUCAUCAUCUAUGGAAGCGUUAUGGACAUGUAUCUCGUAGGUAUACUGAACAGGUAUGAAUGAACCGGGGUUAUUAAAUCGCGAGGGCCUCCACUGAAUAAGCG